Messenger RNA from Gorilla gorilla gorilla (western lowland gorilla), 946 nucleotides. It is a transcript of the gene PGPEP1L, whose product is annotated as pyroglutamyl-peptidase I like. The coding region runs from base 460 to 888 and encodes 142 amino acids. The record is from RefSeq and is a predicted model, not a curated record. The transcript is spliced from 5 exons. NCBI's taxonomy places the organism in Eukaryota, Metazoa, Chordata, Mammalia, Primates, Hominidae.
CGGCGGCGGCGGCGGCUUUUGAGGAGGCUGCGGCGGAGGCGGUUUUGGCGACUUUGGCGGCGAAAAUUUAGACAGUUGAAAAAUAGGCCAAAGCAACUGAACCUGCAGGACAUCCCGUCAUCUUUUCUGCCCAUUUCAAAGUCUUUCCCUGUCCUCACCCAACUAUUAUUACAGGCCGCUUUUGCUGAUACCUAACAAUGUCAUUUAGUAAAUGUUCAGCUAGUAUUCAUUUAAAAUAGAAAUAAUCAACAGCAGAAAUCGUGUGCUGGCUGGCCGCUGCUGGGGUACAAAGCUGCAGAGGCAGAGGUAUAGAAGAGGGAGCUCUCCAAGCUGGGCCUGGGGAAUGAAACAGUGGUGCAGCUGCGGACUCUGGAGCUGCCUGUAGAUUACAGGGAGGCUAAGCGGAGGGUCACCGGAAUCUGGGAAGAUCAUCAGCCACAACUCGUCGUGCAUGUGGGCAUGGACACCGCCGCCAAGGCGAUCAUUCUGGAACAGUCUGGCAAGAACCAAGGCUACCGGGACGCCGACAUCCGGGGCUUCUGGCCCGAGGGCGGCGUGUGCCUACCUGGCAGCCCAGACGUGCUGGAGUCAGGGGUCUGCAUGAAGGCAGUCUGCAAGCGCGUAGCUGUGGAGGGUGUCGAUGUGAUCUUUUCCCGAGAUGCAGGCAGAUACGUCUGUGAUUAUACCUAUUAUCUGUCUCUGCAUCAUGGAAAGGGCUGUGCGGCACUCAUUCAUGUCCCUCCACUAUCGCGCGGGCUCCCGGCCAGCCUGCUGGGAAGAGCCUUGAAAGUCGUCAUCCAGGAAAUGCUGGAAGAGGUGGGAAAGCCCAAGCACAAAGCCCAGUUUGAAGAAAACUCAACCAUGGUCCUUCCAGCCAAAGGGAACUGACCGGGGGAUUGCUCCUUUAGAGAAAAUUAAAUGUUUCAAUCCUGUGUGUAGCACUCAA